Molecule: messenger RNA, 1884 nt
Organism: Phalaenopsis equestris
Lineage: Eukaryota; Viridiplantae; Streptophyta; Magnoliopsida; Asparagales; Orchidaceae
Exons: 11
Coding region: 194-1771 (525 amino acids)
Source: RefSeq, a predicted model, not a curated record
GUGUCCGCGAAAGCUAUAGCUAGCGUUCUGUUCGACAGAAUGCCAGAGCGAGAAAGAGAGGGGAGAUAUAGAGGAGCGAAUGGCAGGCGGCUUCAAUGAGAUAUCGAGCUUCGCCUUCACCGAUCAUUUUGUCGGGGACGAAGAUUAGGGUUUGGAGCCAAAGUUGCGAGCUUGAUAGAGACGAUUUGGGAACAUGACCAAGUCUUUCUUUUACCAGUACCAUUCUCAGAGAGGCGCGGUGUACGCCGCUCUUCUUGUGCUGCUCUUUCCGGCGUUGUGGCCCGCGCUAUUCUCACCGCUCGGUCAUGCAUCUCCUUCCAUGUUCUCGGCCGUCGUGUUGAUGCUUUCAGCCCCUGGCAAGGAGUGGAAUGCUCCAAAACCAAAACACGCUUCUCUUCUGAAAGCUGCUUUGAAUUCUGAAAUUCCCAAUAAGCAAAAGUCUGAACUCUGGGCUCCUUUGGUACCUCAGGGAUGGAAACCCUGCGCUCCUUCAGAAAGUAUUACUGGACGCCCAGUGAAGUCGAGUGGAUUUAUCCAAGUGUUUCUUGAUGGAGGGUUAAACCAGCAAAGGAUGGGGAUUUGUGAUGCUGUAGCUGUUGCUAAAAUCUUAAAUGCAACCCUAGUAAUCCCUCAUCUUGAAGUAAAUCCUGUGUGGCAAGAUUCAAGCUCCUUUGAGGAAAUCUUUGAUGUGGAUCACUUCAUUAAUGUUUUGAAAGAUGAAAUCUCUGUAGUCAGAGAGUUGCCCCCAGAAUAUGAAUGGAGCACGAGGGAGUAUUAUGCUGUUGCCAUUCGGGCCACAAGGAUCAAAACCACACCAGUUCAUGCGUCAGCUAACUGGUACAUAGAGAAUGUUCUUCCUGUUCUUCAAAGUUACGGAAUUGUGGCAAUAGCUCCAUUUUCACAUCGCCUUGCCUUUGACAACAUGGCUGGUGAGCUUCAGAGGCUGCGUUGCAAAGUCAACUUUCAGGCGUUGACCUUUGUUCCUCGUAUCAACGGAUUGGGCGAGACGCUUGUUAAACGCCUCAGGUCUCCGAGACAUGUACACUCUAAUGAAUUUAUACAGGAAGUUGUUGAUGAAAAUGAUGAUGGCGAUGGGACUGGAAAGUAUGUGACACUGCAUUUGAGGUUUGACAAGGACAUGGCAGCUCACUCAGCCUGCGACUUCGGUGGUGGCAAAGCCGAAAGGUUGGCUUUAGCUAAGUACAGACAGGUGAUUUGGCAAGGAAGGGUUAUGAACUCCCAAUUCACAGAUGAAGAACUUCGUAACCAGGGUCGCUGCCCGAUGACGCCUGAGGAAAUUGGCUUACUUUUAGCCGCUCUGGGCUUCAACAACAAAACUCGCCUUUAUCUCGCGUCCCAUAAGGUUUACGGCGGGGAGGCCCGAAUCUCGAGCUUGCGGAAGCUUUUUCCCUUGAUGGAAAAUAAGAAGAGCCUUCUUUCUUCCGAGGAACUUGCAGGGGUUGAAGGCAAAGCUUCUCUUCUUGCGGCUGUCGAUUACUAUGUCAGCAUGCGCAGCGAUAUCUUCAUUUCAGCUUCCCCUGGAAAUAUGCACAAUGCCGUGGUUGGCCACCGGACCUAUGAGAACUUGAAGACAAUAAGGCCAAACAUGGCUCUAUUAGGGCAGCUUUUCCUGAACAGGAGCUUGGAGUGGUCUGAGUUCCAGAGGGAGGUGCAAGCAGGGCACAGAGGAAGAGAAGGCCAGAUUCGUCUCAGGAAGCCUAAGCAGUCCAUUUACACCUAUCCUGCUUCAGAUUGCAUGUGCCACGCCUAGCUGACAUUUAUAUAUCAUAACAUUUAUAUGUGGGUGUAUUUUGUUGUAUUUUUCAUUGGAUAGUAGAGUUCAUUCUUGCUUAUUAAUUGAUAGCUUUCUGAGCAUGUUUCUGU